Acanthamoeba castellanii str. Neff is the source of this 4659-nucleotide messenger RNA. RefSeq names its product nucleotidyltransferase domain containing protein. Bases 1 to 4659 code for a protein of 1552 amino acids. Gene Ontology annotation, molecular function: poly(A) RNA polymerase activity; mRNA binding. Gene Ontology annotation, biological process: RNA 3'-end processing. The record is from RefSeq and is a predicted model, not a curated record. The transcript has 19 exons. Gene Ontology annotation, cellular component: nucleolus; TRAMP complex. Lineage: Eukaryota; Discosea; Longamoebia; Acanthamoebidae.
AUGCUGCCCCCAAGCGAGAACUUCUGCUUCACCAAGUUCUCCAACCUCGACAAUUACUUCUGGCAUCCCGAGAGGGUGAUGCGCGUUGACCACAAGCUCGAGGACGCCAUCCGGCUGUGCGACACUCGCGAGUACUGCGAUACACUCACGGUCGCGUCUGACCUGCUGAAGGACACUGACAAGUACACCAGCCUCACUGGCGUCCCAGAAGAUGAAGAGAAUGUGUUCCUGGGCACCAUGGAGGUGGUCACGCGUGGUGGCUUCCUCACGAGCCCGUGCAAGGUCACCUGGGACGAGAAGGCCAGUGAGUGGGUGUGGGACGCACCCUCCUGGUUCCAAAGCAUGGGCUACUACACUCUCGGCACCUAUGUCGCUCACAAGCUGGAGCAGGCCAUAUGGAGGAGCUACUGGCAAGCUCACGAUCUCGACCCGCGCAAGAACCCCACGCGCCCGCUGGGCAAGGGCAAGGGCACGCGCGAGCGAAUGUACAAUUUUUCGCCCAACACACAGGGCCUGCACUCCAAGCGGCACCUCAUCAGCUUCUGGAACAGCCUCACCGCUGACGAGCGCCAUCGCAUCGUUGGAAAAAUGGGCAACAUUGUCGAGGAGGUGCUGAUUGGGGACAAGCGCAAGGAGGGCAAGGCGCUCGACUACCAGAAGCCACUCAAGACGCUGCUCGACCUGCUCGUUACCUUCCUCGACGAUAAGGCCAUGGAGAUGCAGGACUGCCUCGACUACCCCUCGAACAGCAGCCACCACUUCUCCGCCACGGUUCGCAACGACCCGUCCAACGAACCCCACUUCAUCGAGUUCGUCUACUUCUCGCCCAUGCACCGCGCCUUUGAGCCGUUGGACCUCAUCGUGCGGCGAAUCGGGCGAUGCAUCCAGUCGGGCUACACCGAGAAGAUUGCCAUGGACCUCAUUCUAGGCGAGGAGAACGACAAGCGGAAGCGCAAGUCGAAGAACAAGCAGAAGUCCAGCGCCAAGGCCAACGCCAAGGCGGGCCGUGGAGGCGGUGGUGGCAAAGCGAGGAAGCAGCCGGAUCAAGGUAAUCAGAAGCGACAGCGGGAGACUGCCGAAAAGCAGAAACAGGACAGGAUCAAGAAGAGCAAGGAUGUACAAAGAUAUGCGACCGCGCUUGUACGGUCGUACCUGCUCGAUCGAGUUGAGGCCUUCCUGGUUCGCUCUCCCGCUUUCCCACACCUCAAGACAGUUGCCCCCCACGCUGCGACGCCGAAGAAGCGAAAGAAGAAGAAAUCCAAGGGCCGAUCGCGAAGUGCCAUCCUGCAGCGGCCGGAGCGACCGCCGGAGAGCGAAGGUGCUUCGCUGGGCCAGGGUCAAGCCGAGGCGAAGGACGAUGGAGCCGGCACUGCGGAAGGCGGACCGAAGAAGUCGCUGAAGUUCAGCGACACGCUGCACAGGGGCAAGUCGGCCGAGCUCGGAAGGAGCCUUGAUGCGGUUAUGGAGGUAGCGGUGACCGAGGCGGCUGAGCUCAUACCCGUACGACGCGUGGCACUGCGCUCCAGCCUCGGCAACGACGACACGACAGUCAUGAAGCGACGCUACAGCUCCCCGGCGCACAUCCCGGACCACCAGCCCUCGAGCGGCGUCAGCAGCAGCUACGCGAGCAACAGCAACAGCUACUGCACGACCGACGAUGACGAGCUGAGCUACACAUCAGAGAGUUACUACUCCACCGACGAGGAAAGCGGUUCCGUCGAAGACCUCGCGUCGCCGCUCUAUCACGGGAGCGAGAUUGGGUCGUGGCAUUCGUCCGGGGAGUCUCUGCUUGCCUACUUGCCGGGCGAUCUCAGCUUGAACGCGGCGGUGAUCGCCGGCCACGUGCGGUCGAGCUCGGACACCUACUACGACAUCAAGAGCGACGACGAGUACUACUCGACGUUCACGGUCGUGUCCUCGCGCCGGAAGCGCAACAGGAACCGACAGAAGGUGGCCACGAGCGAGGAGGCCGAGGCCGAGAGCGAGACGCACAGCGAGAACGAGGUGGAGGCCGACAAGGAGGGCGGCAAGGGUCGAGGCCGCGGGCGACGACGGAAAGCGGUCAUCAAGCGGAGCAAGAGCCAGGAAUGCUGCAGCCGGAAGGAGGUGGACAAGUCCGCCGCCUCGCCGGCGAAGAAGCCCACCACGCCGACCGCCAGCGCAGCGACGACGACUUCCGCCAGCGCGCCCGAUGAGAGCCCGACCUCUCGGGGGGCGGUGCGAACGACGCGCAAGAGCACCAGCAAAUCGCUUCCGCACGAGGUCAAGCGGAGCGCGCCGGCCGCGCUCUUCCGCGAGAAGGUGAGCGGCAUACUGAACCGGAGCGCGCCCUCGUUCUCGGCCAUCGUCAAGGGCCUGACCGAGGAGAAGGGGAAGGGGCGAGAGAGGCCCGUUUUUGCUGUACAGAAGGAGCGCGAGGGACCCGAGAGGAAGGAAACGGUCGAGACGACGACUACGCCUACGAAGCCCGCCGUAAUCGCCACCACCGGCUCCUCUUCGGCCGUCGCCAAAGACCCCAAUAAGGUGAUGACCUACAGCGAGGUCGUCAACCGCAAGGAGAGCGGCGGCAGCGGCAGCGGAAGUAUGCCGGCUGUGAGCGUAAGCGUCAGCGUCACCACCAGCACCAGCAGCGCGCCUCAGCCCGCCGGCGUGGUGCAGCCGUCAUCGUCACCGGCGGCAUGGCCGCAGAUCAGCAGCAAGGAGGAGCGAACUGAUGAGGAGAAGCGCGCUGCUGUGGAUAGCAAGGGCAAGGAGCGGAUCUACGACGACGUGGAGGAGGACGAGCAGGUGGAGGAGGAAGGUGAGUUCGACGACGAUGAAGGCGACGAGUCGCCCACGGAGGAGGAAGAGCAGUUGGUCAACGAGGCGACCAAGCAGCUCCAGCUCCAGCUGCAGCAGCAGAGCGGGAGCGCGGCGGGUCGAGCCAGGAUCCGGCCCAUCCCGAUGCCGUUCACCAACCUCAACAUCCACGCCGGGCGGAUGACCAACUCGUCUCCGCCCUCGCCCUCGUCGCACUCCACUCCGCCCUCGCCCAUGAUCAACUCCCUAUUGCCGCUGUCGUCGCUCUCUCCGCCCUCCUCGCCCGACGUCAUCCAGCGACGAACCCGAGCUCGGGCACGAUCUCAACCGCCGACGAAAGAGGUUACAACGGUCACUACACCGCUCGCGGCCGCGCCCAACCCACAAAUUACCCACCGGCCACAGCCCUACCGGCACUACAAGACGACGGACAGUUUGAUUCAGCUGGACAAGCAGGGCCAGAAGCGGAAGGUGGUCGAGUCGCUGCCGGAGCUGCAGCUGGCCGACCACCUGAUUUCUCAGAGGAGGAACACCUACCAGCAGUUCCCGCAUCACUACAUGCGCGAGAACGGCGGGAGCGGGGAGAACAACUACCACACCGUCAAUCGGUACGGCUACAACUACAACCGCCCGCGGCUCUGGCAGAUCAUUCAAGAGGAGAGCGAACGGAGUCGCCGACACGGACUGACCGCUCGACUCAGGGAGCGAGAACGGGGCAAGGGGGAGCGUAUUGGCGCGCGAUCCAAGCAGUGGCGGGGCGCGGCCCCAUCGGUGCAACAGCAGGCCAUGCGGUACUCGCGCGUGAGCCACCUGCUCACCCAGUCGCUGUCAGACGUGGAGCGGGUCGUCUUCCUGCACAAGGAAAUCGAGGACUACGUGGACCACAUCGUCUCCCUCACCAGCGUCAGACGGGUCUACCAGGAGCUGAUGAUCUCCAAGAUACGCGCCAUCGUCGCGAAGCUGUGGAGCAACUCGCUGGUGGAGUGCUACGGCUCCUACGCCACGUCCCUCUGCAUACCCUCGUCCGACCUGGACCUCGUCGUGCUGCUCUCCCCGGCCAGCACGCUGCUCUGCGGCUACAAGUCCGUGGAAACCAACAACGCGGGCUCCAAUGACAACCUGCUUCGACGAGACUGGACGCACAUGCAGAUUUUGGUCGAGGAGCUGCGCAAGCAUGAUUGGGUGCAUUCGCUCCAGUUCAUCGACACGGCCAAGGUCCCUGUGAUCAAGCUGAUGACCGUCGCCGAUGGCCACACAAUUUUGAUGGAUGUGACCUUCAGCUUCUCCAACUCCACCUCGACGUCGUCUCCGCUUCACGCGUCGACCGCGGAGAGCCUGGCCGACCUGCCCUUCAAUCCCACCUCCCUGCUCCGGUCCAAUGCCAGCACGUUCGAGCACAGUGGCAUCGCUGCGUCGCACCUGGUGCGGAGUUACAUCCGUUCCCUCCCGGCGCUCACGCCGCUGGCGCUGGUGCUCAAGCAGUUCCUCAGCGAACGAGGACUCAACAACACCUACACCGGAGGGCUUUCGUCGUACUGUCUGGUGCUGAUGAUUGUGGCGUUCCUGCGAAUCAACAAGGUGCCGACGGUGAGCGUAGAGCAGGAAAGGCGGAGGGAAACGGGUGGUCGGGGGUCGCCGCCGCCGGCAUCGUCAUCGGCCUCGGCGCCCGGCCUCAAGGAGGAGGAGAACCUGGGGGCUGCGCUCCUGGGCUUCCUUCGCUUCUUUGGUCUUCAGUUCGACUUUGACAAGAUGGGCAUCUCCCUGCACAAUGGCGGGUGCUACUUCUACCUCACCGAGUCGUGCAACACGUUGGUGAUCGCCGACCCUUUCAACCCUGAGGUACAUCGGCACCACCAGUGA